This is a messenger RNA of Cydia splendana, 421 nucleotides long. Its product is annotated as acyl-CoA Delta(11) desaturase-like. The transcript is spliced from 3 exons. The record is from RefSeq and is a predicted model, not a curated record. The coding region runs from base 86 to 418 and encodes 110 amino acids. Gene Ontology annotation, molecular function: iron ion binding; stearoyl-CoA 9-desaturase activity. Gene Ontology annotation, biological process: unsaturated fatty acid biosynthetic process. NCBI's taxonomy places the organism in Eukaryota, Metazoa, Arthropoda, Insecta, Lepidoptera, Tortricidae. Gene Ontology annotation, cellular component: endoplasmic reticulum membrane.
GUUCGUGUACUGGCACCUCGGCGCGCUGUACGGGCUGUACCUGGCGUUCUCUGCCCACUGGGCCACUAUAGUGUUCAACGUGUUUAUGUACAUGGCGGGAGGGUUCGGCAUCACGGCGGGCGCGCACCGGCUGUGGUCGCACCGCUCGUUCAAGGCCACGCCGCCGCUGCAGGUGCUGCUCAUGCUGGCGCAGACCCUGGCGUGCCAGCUCUCCGCGCACAGCUGGGCGAGGGAUCACAGGUUGCACCACAAGUACGUGGACACGGACGCGGACCCGUACUGCGCGCGACGCGGCCUGUUCUUCUCCCACAUCGGCUGGCUGCUGGUUGACAAACAUCCCGAGGUCCUCAGGAGGGGGAAAACGUUAGACAUGGCGGAUCUAGAAGAAAAUCCGGUGUUGCGGUUUCAAAAGAAGUAAGAU